GAUACUCAAUUAAGGUAAUACCUAUAUAAAAUUGUUCUAACCUGACCCAGGCGAAUGGGUAAUGCAGUGCAAACACUUUCCACAAGCAAACCAUUCAGCAUUUUCUAAACAGCUAAAACAAUACAGUGAGCCUCACAAUAAGGCCAGCUUUCACACUGACAGCAGGGACAGCUCUGGAGAAGGGUGGUGCUACAACAGGCAACAUACAAUAGAGAUUGCCCCAAUAGAUAUAUACAGCUUUCUACGUGGUCUGCUGUUCCAGGAGAACUCCCAUUCACCCAGGGACUUGGGCUCAGCACACACACCUGCUGCAAAUGAAUUCUGUAUAAGGUACACAGACGUCACUGAGGGACUGGACAGAACCAGACCGUGACUGUGCUGCAGGCUAAGGAGUACCAUGCUGCCCCGCUGUGCAAUCAGUGUGUGUCAUGUGUUUAUGUUGGUGCUGUGUCUGUCUUCGGCUGAGGACUUCGACUGGACAAAGAACGACCACAGCUCCUUCUAUUAUGGCACUUUUCCAGCUGGAUUUUCGUGGGGUGCCGGCAGUUCAGCCUAUCAAACAGAAGGAGCCUGGGACAAAGAUGGAAAAGGACUGAGCAUCUGGGACGUGUUCAGCCAUAAGAAAGGCAAAAUCCAACAAAAUGAAACAGGGGAUUCCUCUUGUGAAGGCUACCACAAAGUCAAGGAUGAUGUUUCUUUGAUAAAGGAGCUGAAGCUUAACCACUAUCGCUUCUCCAUAUCCUGGCCUAGACUCAUCCCCACUGGCAUAAAGUCUGACCAUAUAAAUGAAAAAGGAAUACAGUACUACAGUGAACUGAUUGACCACCUGCUGGAGAACAAGAUCACUCCCGUUGUUACUCUGUAUCACUGGGAUCUUCCACAGGUGUUACAAGAGAAAUAUGGUGGAUGGCAGAAUAUAAGCAUGGUCAAUCAUUUCAAUGAAUUUGCUAACCUGUGCUUUGAAAGAUUUGGCAACCGAGUCAAGUACUGGAUCACUUUUAACAAUCCAUGGUCUGUAGCAGUUGAAGGCUACGAGACAGGUGAACAUGCUCCUGGACUGAGGCUGAGAGGAACAGGGGCAUACAGAGCUGCCCAUCACAUAAUCAAGGCGCAUGCUAAAGUUUGGCACAGUUAUGAUACACAAUGGAGGGGAAAACAAAAAGGUCUGGUCGGCAUCUCUCUGUCUGGAGAUUGGGGAGAGCCGGUGGAUAUCAGCAACCAGAAAGACAUUGAAGCAGCUGAGAGAUAUGUCCAGUUCUACCUGGGCUGGUUUGCCACACCCAUCUUUCAUGGAGACUACCCUCAAGUGAUGAAAGACUUCAUUGGAAGGAAGAGUGUCCAACAGGGGCUCGGGACGUCUCGCCUGCCCACAUUUUCCCCGCAAGAGAAGAGCUACAUCAAGGGGACCUGUGACUUCCUCGGCAUUGGUCAUUUCACCACCCGCUACAUCACCCAAAAGAACAACCCAUCAGGUCGUAGCAGCAGCAGUUACUUCACUGACCGUGACCUGGCUGAGCUGGUUGACCCACGAUGGCCUGACCCCGGGUCUGAGUGGCUCUACUCUGUGCCUUGGGGUUUCAGACGUCUGCUCAACUUUGUCAAGACUCAGUAUGGAAACCCAUUGAUUUAUGUGACUGAGAAUGGAGUCUCUGAGAAGAUGUUGUGCACAGAGCUGUGUGAUGACUGGAGGAUACAGUAUUAUAAAGACUACAUUAAUGAGAUGCUGAAAGCUAUCAAAGAUGGAGUCAAUGUGAAGGGCUACACUGCAUGGUCCCUGCUAGACAAGUUUGAGUGGGAUGAAGGCUACUCCGAGAGGUUUGGCUUGUACUAUGUGGACUUCAGGAACAAAAACAAGCCUCGCUAUCCCAAAGCUUCUGUCCAGUUUUACAAACGCAUUAUCAGCUCCAAUGGAUUUCCCAAUCAGAGAGAGGUUGAGAACUGGAGGAGAAAGGCUAUUGAGACCUGUUCUUCUAGCAACCAGCUCCUAGCUGCAGCUAGAAGAAAAGCCAAGGAACAUGCAGAAAUGCCAAAGGUUUGGCCAGUGCAUGAUGAAGUUUAGAACUUGAGGACCCUUUGACCAGCCACAUGGAGAUGGUAACUGAGAUCGUUGUUCCCACUGUGUGCACACUCUCUAUUUUGCUCAGUGCCAUAUUCCUUAUGUUCCUGCUGCGGAGGCGGAACUAGAAAGGAGCUCUCGGUGUGCAUGUUUACAAUCACAAACAUCAACACACACAGACACACAAGCUAUACACACACGCACACGCUCAUAUUGUAAGGGCAUCUUUAAUGGAUCAUGUGUGAACAUAAAUACAGUAUUUGAACUGAAUUUCAAGAGAAAUUAGUGACUUCAUUAAUUUGAUGUGCAUACAGUGUUUGCUGUAAAAACAUUGGUUUAGCCAAUAAUAAUGAAUUUAGUACCAGGCACUCAAACAGUGUGGACAGCCCUGCAACAUGUUGGAUUUUCUUAUUACAAUAUUGCUGUGGAAUAUUACCAUUGCAAACUGCCCUUGUGAUCUAUUGUACUUUGUGUUUUCAUUUGGUUCAUUUGUUUGGCAAAAAAACUCUUCAAAAUGUCUUUUAACUGCUACACUGAACAAAAAUUCAGAAAAUGUGAUAAUAAAGAUGCGAUUAGAAAACCCAUGACAGCGUCACAGAACAUACAUACAAAGGACUGAAAGUUGUUCAUUUAAAACAUUUGACAACAAUACAGUAUAUUACAGAAAGCCCUUUAGUGGUCCCUGUACACUUUGUGAUGCAGUAUAAAGGUCAUCUGGCUCGUUCUUCUUCCAUUUUAAAACGUGUUAAUUGCUGAUGAGAAUAUCAAACAUGACAAUAAACACCUCCUUUGUUGUUA
This is a messenger RNA of Siniperca chuatsi (mandarin fish), 2854 nucleotides long. RefSeq names its product lactase-like b (gene lctlb). The coding region runs from base 398 to 2059 and encodes 553 amino acids. Gene Ontology annotation, molecular function: beta-glucosidase activity. NCBI's taxonomy places the organism in Eukaryota, Metazoa, Chordata, Actinopteri, Centrarchiformes, Sinipercidae. Gene Ontology annotation, biological process: carbohydrate metabolic process. The record is from RefSeq and is a predicted model, not a curated record. The transcript is spliced from 15 exons.